Molecule: messenger RNA, 903 nt
Organism: Penicillium longicatenatum
Lineage: Eukaryota; Fungi; Ascomycota; Eurotiomycetes; Eurotiales; Aspergillaceae
Exons: 1
Coding region: 1-903 (300 amino acids)
Source: RefSeq, a predicted model, not a curated record
AUGCAUUUCAAACACAUUCUCUUGGCUUCAAGCCUAGCCCUCUGGAGUAGCCCCGUGGCUGCCACUCCCGGGAAUCUGAAUGGACUCGGCCCUUUGGAUUCCUCUAGCCUGUCUGUGAAGCGGUUUGAGAAGCUCGCUAGACGAGCUGAUACCGCCGCAUCUGAUCCGCUGGCAGGCUUGGAGGACCUUCGUGCUCGAGAGGAUCCUGAGGAUCCUGAGGAACGACCCUUCUCUGACUACUUUGAAUUUCCUGAACCUACGCCAACUCCGACCCCUUCCUCAUCUGAUCCAUUAGAAGGCUUGGGCGGCCUCCUUCGUGCUCGAGAGGAUCCUGAGGAUCCUGAGGAACUACCCUUCUCUGACUACUUUGAAUUUCCUGAACCUACGCCAACUCCGACCCCUUCCUCAUCUGAUCCAUUAGAAGGCUUGGGCGGCCUCCUUCGUGCUCGAGAGGAUCCUGAGGAUCCUGAGGAACUACCCUUCUCUGACUACUUUGAAUUUCCUGAACCUACGCCAACUCCGACCCCUUCCUCAUCUGAUCCAUUAGAAGGCUUGGGCGGCCUCCUUCGUGCUCGAGAGGAUCCUGAGGAUCCUGAGGAACUACCCUUCUCUGACUACUUUGAAUUUCCUGAACCUACGCCAACUCCGACCCCUUCCUCAUCUGAUCCAUUAGAAGGCUUGGGCGGCCUCCUUCGUGCUCGAGAGGAUCCUGAGGAUCCCGAGGAACUACCCUACUCUGACUACUUUGAAUUUCCUGAACCUACGCCAGCUCCGACCCCUUCCUCAUCUGAUCCGUUAGAAGGCUUGGGCGGCCUCCUUCGUGCUCGAGAGAUUCUUGAGAAAAAUGGUUAUCAGGUGCCAUCUACAUUUGAAAGACGCCUGGCUCCCACGAAGUCUGCAUGA